Molecule: messenger RNA, 5442 nt
Organism: Tachysurus fulvidraco (yellow catfish)
Lineage: Eukaryota; Metazoa; Chordata; Actinopteri; Siluriformes; Bagridae
Gene: fam13b
Product: family with sequence similarity 13 member B
Exons: 25
Coding region: 534-3422 (962 amino acids)
Biological process (GO): signal transduction
Source: RefSeq, a predicted model, not a curated record
UUUUGGCAUGUUAUCUGUCCGUUGUGGGUGUGUAGGCUUUGGGCAGUACUGUAAACGGUUUCGCGACGAUUCUAAAGCUUUUUACUCCAUUUUAAGCGGACAAGGAAUGAGUUAAAAGAGCUUGAGCAUGCAAUUUGGCUGUCUUAGCUAGUUUUCUAUUGUUCCGCGUUGCACAAACGAACCCUGUGGGACGACAAAUUGCAAAAAAAAAAAAAAAAGCGAUUUGUUGCUCUCGAUUGUCGUCGGAUUUGACCUGAAGUGACACUGAACAGAUGAAAACAAAGAGAAACAUAACGCUGUCAAACUGGGAAGCCACCAAACAACCUUCAAACAGCAGAAUUCUAACUACUGACGUCCUGUACAGGAUUUGCGGUCCGUCAAUGAGGAACUACAGGCUCAUCUUUUGCCAUAACCUGAAGCAGCCAUAGAUGGUCUUUCAUUUUACUGCUAGUGAGUAGAGCAGGAGAUACAGUAAUAAUCUGGAUUACUAAAUUAAAAACACGAGCAACUGAAGCAGUGCGGCUGUGGAAGCGAUGAGGAAGAGCCUCUCUCGUAACCUGAGCGAGUCCCUCAGCACAGCCAGGGUGUUUGGUAUCCCUCUGGAGGAGGUGCAGCAGAGCGGCCAACCAGGCCAGGAAGUCCCACUGUUGGUCAGAACCAUCGUGGAGUACAUUGAGGAGCAUGGGGGGCUGGGUCUUGAAGGUCUGUUUCUGGUGAACGGUAAUGCCGAGCGUGUAGAAUGGCUGCGGCAGCGCUAUGACAGCGGCGAGGAGGUGAAUUUGGAGAAGGAGGCAGAUCUGGCCUCAGCCGUCAGCCUGCUGCGCCUCUUCCUGCAGGAGCUCCCAGAGCCGAUCAUCCCUGCAGACUUACAAACACACAUGCUCCAACUUUAUCAAGAAUACAGCGGUGAGGACGAGUUGGCGAGAAACAUGAAAUACGUCUUGCAGCAGCUUCCCCAAGUCAACUACAGCUUGCUGCGCUUUUUAUGCCGCUUCCUCUCCAACGUGGCUUCUCUUCAGGAGGACAGCUGGAACAUCAGCACCCUCGCUGCCGUCUUUGGUCCCGACAUCUUUCACUUAGAUACAGAAGUGGAGGAGCUGAGGGAGCAAGAGUCAGUGAGCCGCAUUCUGGCCGAGUUGCUUGAGAACUGGGAGGAAUUCUUUGACACUGAGGAUGAUCUUUCCUCUUCUAAUGACUACAGCUCCAUUAGCGAACAGAUCACUGAGCUCCUGGAAGAUGAGAAGAUAGAAGUGUGUGAGGAGCUUCUGCAGGAUAGCGAGGACGGUCCUUCUUCACUCUCCCCCCAACACACCAGUGUCACCCCUUCUUCUAGCUCACACAUCACUUCCAUCAGCAUUCAUCCAAGAUCUGCAGAUAUCCUCCAGAGAACCAUUCGAGCUGCAGUGGAGCAGCAUUUACUGGAUCUGCAGAACUCUAUAGAUCAAGAUUUCUUUGAGAACCAAGGCCCAUCCUGCCAAGCUGGCCUGGGGGGGUGUACAAGCGAAAAGACUGCAGAAGAGCAUGAAGGGGAAGAGAAGACUGAUGCUGGAUUGCCUGCUUCUGCAGACCCCGACCAGUAUCUGGAAGAUGAAGAGGCAUUUCCAGAUCCCCAGGCUUGUGCCCUUGUGCCAGAGGAAAAUUUGAAAAUGGACCUCGACACAGAGGCUCUGGUAGAUGCUGAGAAUAAUAUUAACACAACUCCAAGGCUACAAAUGUACCCUGAGUGUGAGCACAUGGAACAGAAUCAAGUUGCCGCCUGUGAGUCUGCUGCAGAAGUGUGUGAUCUGAAUGCCAACACAGAAAGCAGAGAGCAGCCUAACCUAGUGGCCCAUCAACUUCAAUCCCACUCUGUCACCCUUGAAGCCUCAUGCCCCUACACUUUCCCCCGCAUAGACUUCACAUGUAUGCACCUGCAGAGAGAAGGGCAGGAUCCCGUUCCAGUGUUCAUGUCAUGGCAGGAGGAGAGUGAGUCUGGAGAAGCACAGUUGUCUCCACUGGCAGGCCGCAUGUUGCAAUCGCCUCUAGGGGAAGAUGCGCAGCCUUUACUGGCACGUCACUAUCUGGAUUUCGGUCACACUCAGCGCUUCCUGCAGCAGGACUCUGAUGCUGCAUCUUCAAAUAAAGCACUCUCCUGUGGAAGGCCUCGCCGGGCCUCCUUUAGCUCCAAGGAGAGUGUAAAGGGAGACGGUGUCUGUCAGCAGCUCACCAAGAAACUCCAGAACCUCAAGAAAAAAAUUAAGCAGUUUGAAGAGCAAUUUGAAAAAGACAAGAACUACAUGCCAUCGCAUGCUGACAAGGCAGCUAAUCCCAAAGUCCUGAAGUGGAUGACCGACCUCACCAAACUCCGUAAACAGCUUAAAGCAGGACGACAGCACCUCUUACCCAAAGCUUCCCUGAGGCACCAGGCAGUGCUUCACUUGCACAGACGCCACUCCUCCGCUCUGAACACACCCUAUUUUACACAGUCACGCCCCCUCACUGUCUCUAGACAGACAGCCCACUUCUAUGCUAAACACAAGGCAGAGAGUGAGCUGACCCCACACACACGCCCACGCAGCAACACACUGCCGAAGAGCUUCGGCUCCACUUUGGAACACUCAACUACUGAUGGCCUCGCCGAGAGAGAUGGUGAGGGACGGGGGUGCCGGCCCACACGCGAAGAGACGCUCCAGCUCAUUGAGCAACAUCUAAGAACCAAGAGAGAGGAGGACGGCUGGCCCGAGGACAUCAGAAAAACGACCAAGGAGCAGCUUGCUUGUGAGAAAACAGUGCUGCAAAAGAACUUACUGUAUUACGAAGGGCUGCAUGGUCGUCCUGUCACACGUGAAGAACGCUUGAUUGUCAAACCGCUGUAUGACCGAUACCGGCUGGUGAAACAGAUGCUCACUCGUGUCAGCAUCACGCCCAUUAUUGCCUCGCCUUCCAGCAAGAGGCGCAAUCAGACACUGCAGCCCAUCAUCGAGGGUGAGACCGCCCACUUCUGCGAUGAGAUCAAAGAGGAAGAGGAGGAAGAGGAUGAGCAGGAAAGUGGAGGAAUGCAGAGUGAGGAAACAGAGGUCAUUAUCGCUUUGGACCCAGCAGCCCAACCCAGUUCCCAGCAGCCUUUGCCCGACAGCAUCCUGAGGCCUAAGAUAGGCGAAAGCUCGGGGAAGAUGACCCUUGACCUGCGUCUAUCCAGCUCUAACGCCUCCUCCAUGCCUGAGCUCCUGGAGCAAAUGUGGAAGGCCAGAGCAGAGAAGAAGAAGCUGAGGAGGACCAUCCGCGAGUUUGAAGAGGAGUUCUACAAGCAGAAUGGAAGGAAUGUACAGAAGGAGGACCGCGUGCCCAUGUUGGACGAGUACAAGGAGUAUAAACGCAUCAAAGCCAAACUGCGCCUGCUCGAGGUCCUUAUUAACAAGCAGGACACCUCCAAGUCCAUCUAGAGUGCAGCAUGUAGCGUCAGUACCACCACCGCAACACCACCAACCAUCCACGUCUACAUCCCAUCACCUAACAACCAACUGCUUUCUCUUUCAGAGAUCCAACAGUGGGACGUUCUCUCUGUCCCAAGUUUUAUGUAUAGAAAUAUAUAUAUAUAUAUACAGUUUUAGUUUCACCUGCUUGAUUUUGUUUGAUCAUAAGUGAGAAAUCCUCAGCAUGAAGAGGGACACACUCGGCAUUUGUGUCGCUUCAUCAGAAGCGUGUGUGGACAAGAACAGAACUUCCUACAUCAUCCAGCAUCUUUCUUAAGACUUAUACUGUUUAUUAAAACUGCGUCCCCAAACCCUGAGGACAUGAUACACUAUUAAUGUGUGUUCUGGACAGAAAUGUGUGUGUGUAAAAAUCAUACUCUACAUAUGUCCACAUUUCAUCUAAAAGGAGUUACUAAUAUUAUACUCUGAAUGUUAGUGGUGUUUUCUUUUCUUAGCUACUCUCUAACACGAUAAACAAGAGAACAUGUCGGUGCUCUUAUUCGUUUCUUUGUAUUUACACGUGUCUUCUCAGCAACCAGACGGUUGAUCAGACUGACCAGAGAACUGAAUGUUAAAUUUAAGCUUGUGCUCCUUUCUCGCUGUGUUUGAGUACUAUGUAACUAGGUGUAUAUUUAUUUAUAGCAUUUCCUCACUGUCGACGGUUCACGUGUCUCUCGGAUAAAUAACGGAUCACAGACUCAUCGGGGAAAUGAGCGCACUAAAUAUCUAAUCUGAGGGUAGGAAUGAUUAUUUGUUUCGUCUAGGGGUCAUAUUGUGCUCACUCAUGUCACUCACUGUGGACGGUAUCAUUAAACCCGUGGUUAAUCAGCCUGGCUAGUGUACGGUCAGGUGAUGAAGCAGUGGUGUGUGUGUGUGUGUGUCCUCUAGUACAGUGCAGCUUUACUGAAAUCCUGGGGAACUUCUCUGGGAUGCUAAUACUAAUUUCACAGAAAGUGAGCAGCUGGAACUAGUCAUUAGUUCAUCAUUGACUCAUGUUUAAACCUACAUUCCAUCAACUUGACUCGCUCUAAAAGGACUGUAACGUGCUCAAGGACACCUGUUUUAUCUUUCUGUUGAAUUCACUUCAUCAUCAUGGGCUUGUCAAGAUUAGCUUUCCUUCCUGGAGGACAUUGUAGCUCAGUGGACUAAUCACUGACCUGAAACUAUAAGUUUUAUAUAUAUAUAUAUAUAUAUAUAUAUAUAUAUAUAAUCAGUUGAAAAAAAAAUCUUCAAACAUUUAUAGAUGUCGAACUUGUAUUGUGCUUUUUAUGCUUGAUCAAGCAGCUUGAAAGUGAGAAGCACUGCUGAUCUAUUUGCAUUAAGCUCUGGGCAUUAAGUGCAGCAACAAUGGGCACUUGUAAUGAGUCCAAGUCGAGAGGAAGUGUGUAGUGCGAGAUGUUUUAGUGUGUACAGUCGUAGGGAGAAGCACUAGGUGUGAAACGGGGUAGUGGAUGUGCUCGGCUUUUCCUCGAGUCACUCCGUGUUGUUGAAAGCAAGUAAAAAAUGGGAUGUUUUUGCAAAAGAUGUCUAAGCUAGCGAAUGUUAUUUGCACAGCAUUCUGAGAAUGCAGCCCACUGUUUGUUUGUUUAAAUUUGCUUGUACAAUUUAAGCACUAAUUGUAUCUGAAGGAUGUUACUUUUUUUUUAUGCAUGUUAAGCCCCUGUGUCACUUUUGCAACAGUCACUUGCAUUUUUUUUAACAAACGUUAUUUUGUACUCAUUUUUUAACCUUUACUUUCAACAAUCCAUCUUUACAGUGUAGUUUCAGUGUAUUAUCUAAAUGUCUGCUUGUUUUGUAAAAAAAAAAAAAAGAAAAAAAAAAACACGUCAGUGAGUUUGCAUGGCAGAUGUUUGUAUUUCUAUUUUUGUGCCAUGAAAAAGAAGCAAUAACGACGCAUCAAGGUCUUUAUCUGUGGAAUGAAAGGACGUCUGCAUCCAACGUGUGCAUUUGAAAUAAAUGGCUUGAGACUCUUUCAUGUCUAAAAAGGAAA